Messenger RNA from Amoebophrya sp. A25, 3572 nucleotides. The record is from the annotation of a GenBank genome assembly. NCBI's taxonomy places the organism in Eukaryota, Dinophyceae, Syndiniales, Amoebophryaceae.
AAGUGAAACAGGAAAGGCAGGCGCUCUCGCUCUCCUCCGAUGUAAUACCAAACAAGUAAUCCCCCGCUUCGAUGUGUUGAUAAUGAUACAGCCUGUUUAAUAUCAUGAUUAUUUUCUUUUAUCGACGCGCAAUGGCAAUACCAUUAUGUUGAUAUUACGCAAGUAGCAGCUCUUGAGUGUUUGUGUUCUUUGUUUGUGUUUUUCGCCUUUGAAAUCAAACACAGUUGCUCUUUUUACAUGAAUCUGUUUGCAGUGUUAUCAUGUAUCAUUCGUAUUCGGAUUGGGUGCAUGUAACGCGAAGCGAGAAUUUGGAUAAGAUCAAAGCCGACAAGGAAUUGAGACUUUGUGGGAGUCAAAAUGAAGAGGCCGAUGGAGUCCUUUCUCAUGCUAUGGCCCCACGAGGGGUCUGGUUUUUCGCAAACUGCAUCCCGGAAACGGUGCCCAUCCAGCUCUUCGGGGGCUACGGAGGUGGACAGAAAACUCCACCGGAAGGGGCGACGGCGGGUGCCGAAGAAGAUGCCGGAAAUAUAGCUAUCAAGGUACAACCGGAUGAAAAGCAGGCUCUUAGUGUUAGCAAGCAGAGACCUAACGGAAUAAAUAACGGACAUGAAGUACAACAUGAAAAGAACACGAUCCCAGCACCGCCUUUACCAGGUCAGUUAGGGAUUUACAACUAUCAAACGAGCGGCUCGGUAGAGCUCUACGGUGUGCUUGAGGAUGUUCGCGUAUUAUUACCUUCAAUCGACGACUACGACGGCCGCGCGAAGGGGUGGAGGACGUGCACUUGGGUGCUUUUCCAAGUCGCGAAUAUUCUCGAUGAAUUUGGUUUUCGCCAAGUGAAAUACGCAGCAGUUGUCGAAGCAUCACCGGAGUACUACUGGUUUUUGUCCAGGUGCGCGCCAGGUCAAGAUCUGUCGGUGAAUUUCGAAGUAGAUGAGACUGGUGACAAGAAGAGUGUCGAGCGCGAAGUGCACGACGGAAUGUUAAGCAACCCCGUUGAGAAGCUGGGCACACCUGUUGGCUCGUCAGCGUCUCCAAAUCAAUCGCCUUGUACUGCACGUGUUGGAGUGGACUAUUGCAGAUUGCUAAAGCGUCACGUGGUAAAGAACAACACUGUCGUUGUCCAACGCGACGAGUUCAUUUGCUUCCGACAGCGUGCUAGUGGUACAGCUGCCGCGACAAACGGAGGUGCGGGAACGCGGAAUUCAGGGGGGCAAUACAUCAUAGAGGAGAAACUGCCCACACUGGAGGAUCCCCGCAAGUUUUUCAGUGACUCGCGGUAUUUCGUCGGUUUCGCAAGUGAACGAAGGAUUAGUACCCGGGAAGCCAUGACGGAUUCAACCAGUAAUAUCCGAAAGACAUCAACAGCGGCAGCAGUGAAGCCUGGUGUGACCACUGGUGGUGUACAUCAAGCAAGUCCUGACUCAAGUGAUGCGGAAUCACUGGAACCACGUCAACCUUUGCCGCCCUUAGAAUUUUUUCCUGCUGCCAGGACACGAAUAUCGUUUAACGACCAUGAAACCGCCGCGGAAAGCAGCACUGGAGGAAGACUACAAGAGGAGAAAGAACCUUUCGCAAGAAAGAAGCAAAGCAAAAACACGCAGAGCAAGAACGCUAGCGCUCCUCAUCAUGGCAAUAAAAACAGCACGGGAGGUACCACGAACAUGGAGACAGGUGGACUCCAAAUAGAUGGAGGUGAGGAGAACAACAACCAUGGACGAACGUCUUCAACAGGCAACAAGCACAUUCUGUUUGCGGACAUCGACGAGAUCGUUACGACUCCCGCCUCGACUGCGACCACGGAUGCCGCGAUUGCUAUUCUCCAGCAAAGAAACAAGCUCGAAAUCGAAGGGUCUCCCGGUUCCGACUACGCGGUUUCGAAUUCCUAUUCUGCCUACGGUCGUCUUUCCGCGAUCCUCGAUCAGCAAAACCCCUUUAUUUCCCCCUCUGGCUCCGCAACGACGGGCCAGACUCCGCAAGGCGUUAUGAGUUUUUUUCCACCGUCUUUGGUUAGUGGCGGAGACCUGGGCGGAGGUGGAGCCGCGCUCGGUGCAGCAGUUCCACCAGGCGGUGAUGCCACGUCCGGUAUUUCGAUUAUACGUGCUUUUGACGAUAACGGAUUGCCCAAGGCACCAACCACAUUCGCGAAGUUGGACUCCGCCGAUACCGAUAGCCUGGAGGACGAUAUUAGUAGUGGUCCGCCUUCAGCACCUGCCACAGCAGCCACAGGCACUAAAAAACUAGCGCAAAUGAGAGAGGGCGAGGUAGGAGAAAGCGUCAUGUUUCAACAGAAGAAUAGAGGCCUCCUCAAUCAAAUCGGCGGGGCAGGUGUAGUUGACGUGAGCGACAUGAACAAUCCUGCUGCUGGUGCACUCGCGGGGAGCAACAGCAACAGCAGUUCCAGUCUUUCUAGCGACACGAUGAAAACAACUCGAUCGCAGGGGGAUGACAAUUCUGAGGAAACUGGGUUCAAAUCCAAUCAUCCAAUUUAUUCUUACGAUCCUUUCAACGCCCAUCUUCUUAAUGAAAAAGCAAAAGAACCUGUGAAAGAUCUUCCCACACCUAUUCGUGGUACUCCGAUUACAACUGAUGAAGAUAGUGCGAAAAAAAUUGCGCCUGCAUCGGACUUUAAGACGCCGCACGCAGUCCAACGCCAAGCAGAUCACACAGGAGGUGCUGUUUCCGCUCUAGCCGCGAAUUCGUCAGAAAACAACGACGUGUGCAUCUCAUCCAAGAAAAUAUCAAAUACAUCAAAUCAAACCCCAGUUCCGGAAGCCUUUUCGACUCCUGCCACACGUCUCCCACCUCUCUCCGAGAAACCGUGUCAACCGACUCCUGACGAUGCAGAGUCAGCGUGGUCCGCAGUUUGUUCCCGUGAAACUCGCGUGUUGGUCAGUGUUUUCGUCAUUCCUCCGCAUGGAUGCUCCGUGUCAUUUCCGUCUGGCCGUGAUGAGCAAGUGGUACCUCUCAACGGAAAUUGUAGCAGUGCAAACGCAGAUGGUUAUGGUCAAACAGCGAAGAACGAUCCUGGGAAUAUUGAAGCGUCACCUGUGACGAAGACCAUUCCUGCUACAAGCACGACAGGAGGAAAGAGACGAGAAAAUUCUGGAAUAGUGCAACUUUACCGACAUAAGAUGAGCUUAAUGCGAUACAGGAUCAUGAACGAAAACACCAGAAAAGCUUCUUCAAUGAGUAAUAACAAUGAUGCUGCUCAACAGUGAAGAAAUGCAAGGUUCUAGUCAUGCAUACUAUAUACUACAGAAGCGACGCAGCAGGGGAAGCCGUUCUUUCAUUUGUUUUUGCAUGGCUGCUACAGGUUUGCAAAUUGAAUUUGAAGACGAUGUGUAUGAAUAUAGUUGAAAGAAGGUGAAGGAAAUAUUUGAUACGCGCUGUUUGCUUUUUCAUCUUUGUGUUUCUGGUGAUUCGCUGAACGCUCCCCACGCUCAGUCUAAGUUUGUUGCUGGUUGUGACUUUGUCAGUCCGCCAAAGCGCUAUUUUCCAACAUGUCGCUCCUUUACUGUAUUGACUCACGACCGCCGUCCGUCAUGUUCCUCAUCGGAGCUCGUUCCUCU